Pyrus x bretschneideri (Chinese white pear) is the source of this 2067-nucleotide messenger RNA. RefSeq names its product ribosomal RNA processing protein 1 homolog A-like. Bases 145 to 1863 code for a protein of 572 amino acids. Lineage: Eukaryota; Viridiplantae; Streptophyta; Magnoliopsida; Rosales; Rosaceae. The transcript has a single exon. Gene Ontology annotation, cellular component: nucleus; preribosome, large subunit precursor; preribosome, small subunit precursor. Gene Ontology annotation, biological process: rRNA processing. The record is from RefSeq and is a predicted model, not a curated record.
AUGAAAGCCAGUUGAGAUAGGCAAGCGCAGUCGCCGGCCCAUUCCUAAAUCUCUUCCUCCUUUUGUAUCCCAAAAUCCCCCCUCCAGCUCUAGGGUUUGUUAAGUUUCCCUCACCCUCCGGCCUCCGCCCUUCACCGGCUAUUUAUGCAGGCAUCUCACAAUCUGAAACCACCGCAUCAAACCUCAAAAAUGGAGGCAGACAAGGCGGUGGAAGCAGGCCUCUCCCUGAUAAAGCAACUGGCCUCAUGCAACAAAAGCAGCCGAGACAGAGCCCUUAGGGUCCUGCUCAAAACAUGGCUGCCGGCGCAACUCAACCUCCAAGAUGACCACAUGAAGAAGCUCUGGAAAGGCCUUUUCUACUGCCUGUGGCACGCCGACAAGGUCCCGGUCCAGACCCAGCUCAUCGAUCGUCUCUCCUCUCUGGUCCUCAGCCUCCACCUCCAGCUCUCCCUCCACUACUUCUCGGUGUUUUUGCACACCAUGCGCCGCGAGUGGCCCGGCAUCGACGCCCUGAGGUUAGACAAGUUCUACUUAUCGAUUCGCAGAUUUAUGACUAGUUUCUUUACUUUGAUGAAAAAUAAUUUGUGGGAUUUGGAGCUUGUGAAACGUUUGAUGGGUGUGUUGGAGGAGAGGACAUUUUUUGCGGAUGAUAAGUGUUUGGGGAAUGGGGUUAAUUACCACAUUGCCUCGGUUUUUCUCGAAGAGCUUAGGCCAUUUCUUCCGAUUAAGGCUGAAGUUCUUGAGGUUUUGUUAGUGGGUUUUAUUCGAGUUUCUGCCAAAGUGCCCGAUAAGGUGUUGUUGGGGAAGAUUAAGAGUAAUUUGUUUGACGUGCUGCUCGGGGCGGCGAAGAGGCUGUUGGAGGUUAAGAAGUCGGGGGAGGACUUGGAUUCGAGUGAUGAGUUUGUUGUCUUCGGGACAGUUGCGCUGAAAAUGGGGUUUGCAAGCAAGUUUUAUGAAUCGGGGUCUUCACCUGAGUGCUGCCAGGGGAAUAGGAAAGUGUUGUUUGGCUUGCACGAGGAGUUUUUGAUGUUGGAGAAAGAGUUGGAAUCUUCUGGGGUUGAGAUUUCUCUUCCUGAUGUUGUUUGUCAUGAUGAUGAGGAGGUGCCGGAUUUGGUGCCUCUUGCUGGUGAGGAGAUGGAUGUAAGUAACUCGGAGCCUGCUGAGAUUGUCAUUGCCAAUGGGUCUGCUGGAAAGCGUUUGAAGAAGUGCAAGAAGAAUGAGAAGGACACUGGUGGUGCUGAUACAAAGGCAGAGAAGAAAAAGAAGAAGAAAAAAAAGAAUAAGGAGGGGAAUGGGAGUUUGGAUUCAGACUCUGAAAAGAACUCUACGGAUAGGGAUAAUGAGAAUGUAGCUGCAAAUGGUGAGAUUUCAGAUGAUCAGGAGGUCACUGAUGCCGAUGCUUUUAAACUUGAUGAUAAUGUGAUAUCGAACUUGCAGAUGCAGUUUGAGAAGAUUGCUGCUGAAGCUGGCUUGGAUGACGAUGUUCCAAGUGCCUGUGAUAUGCCUUUAGUUUCAGAUAAGGGUCCUAUCUCUAAGAAGAGAAAGAGAAUGAAGAAAUCUAUUGAAGAAGAUGCCGAGGGUGGCACUAAUGCAAAGAGUGGGGAGAAGAGUGCAAGGAAGGUAAAGUUUUCCAUGAAAAACAAUUUGGUGUGGAAACCCCAAAGCCCUUUACCUCCGCAAGAUUUAAGACUGCCUCCUUCAGCUACACCGAGAGGAAGUGCACUCAAGAAAGGAGUACCGCCAGGUCCGAUUUGGGAAAUGCCUACACCUACUAAGAAGGUGAAAAUGGUAAGAGUUGUUGCUGUCAAGAAGGCACGGAAGUCUGUCAAACGAGUAAAGAAGUUGAAAUCUCGUCCUACUUAAAAAUCUUUUUGUAUGAUCAUUUUUUAGCUGGAGUUUUUUAUUUUUUAUUUUUGUUCUGUUUUUGUUGUUCCAUGCACAAACAGUUGCCCGAUAUGUCCUCUUUCUCGUUGCCUAUGCUAUAUUGAGUUUAUUCAUAAAGUUAAUUCUGACAACGAUAUUGGGUUGGCUUAUUCAUAAAAUUGAUUGCAAUGAUGCAUUGGUACA